AUGUUCAAGGAAAUCCAUUCAGCAAACGGAAAAUCAGAUGAAGGCAGGUAUGUAAAAAAUCAUUCUUCUCCUAAAACAAGAGGCAGUUUGCUCUUUGCAAAUUUUUGUCUAGUAGGAUUUUAAUCCCUUAUAUCGUCAAACGUCGUACUAAGCUUGCUCGACGGCAUUUGUUUUACUACAUCUAUGUAGACAGCAUAUAUAGAUUGAGCGCCCUCACGCUGCUGUGGAGCGCACGGUGAACAUCGUCGAAACCGACGGUCGGGCUGUUAUAUGGCUCAAUUUCAUUGUAUGCUAAUAUUUUUAGAUGAACAAGCUAACGCUCACGUCACGUGGGCGAUACAGUAGGUGGGCUAACUCAUGAAAUGUCAACUAAAAUUCCGAAAUGAGUUUUCGUUUCGAAAAGAUUAAUUAAGUAGGGUUGUAAAACUAGUCAGACUGCAACAUAAUUCUAUAUUAUUUCAGAUACCUCAGGAUGCCGGCUUUGGAUGAACUUCCUUUCGGCUGCAUGCACACGCUACACUCUGUAACAAAUGGCUACUUAAGUAACAUGAGUUUUUCUAUUUGAUUUUUGAUGCCCUUAACGUCCAAUUAUAUUUCAUGGAAAACAUGUACAAAAUCUUCAUUCUUUUGUUCAUUCGGUAGAACAUUACGUCUUCUUCCAAUCUUAUACUCGAGGGAAGGGUAUAACUCGGUUUUCAGAAACUUUUCCAUAUCCCGAAUAAUUUUGAACCCGCUCUACCAUCACAAUUGGAUUCGGGGUUUUCAAACCACAAGCCGUAUAUUUUCCGUGUACGAAAAACCACACGAUUCUCUGCGGUACUAAAGGGGGACUAUAUAGGGUUCACAAGAUUUAGCAGUGGAUUUGAUCCAUAUUGUUAACUUUACAAGCCACGUUGGUAAACGCAGAGACAUGACGAUUUAUGAACGGGCAUUUCACGGUGUUUAAAAGUCCCACAAUUAGAAACGUUUUGAAAACCAAAUUAUAUCCCUCCUUCGAGCACAAAAUUAGAAGAAGACGUAUUUAUCUACCGAAUGAGCGAAAGAAUGAAUAAUCUUAUGCACGUUUUUCAUGAAAUAGAAUUAAACUAUUAGAAACAUCGAAAAUCAAUGCGAAAUGUCCAUGAUACGUAAGUAGUCAUUUUUUUAAAGAGUGUAGUUUUUACAUGCAGCCGGAAGGAAGUUCAUUCGAAAGCCGGCAUCCUGAGGUAACUGAAAUAUUACAGAAUUAUUUUGCAGGCUGACAAGUUUUACAACCCUACUAAAUUAAUCUUUUCCAAACGAAAACGCAUUUCGGAAUUUUGGUUGACAUUUCAUGAGUCAGCCCGCCUACUGCACAUUCUUCUGUGUGCCGAAAACGUAAGGGUCAACUAAAAUAGCGGCCAUUUGGAGCAGGAUUAAUCAAUGUGAGUGGUAAUGUGGUACAGAGGACGGUUAGAUGAUACUUGGUAGCCCUCCUGACACCGCAAACUCCCAGCUGCCUGUCAAUCGGGACCGGUGGUAAUAGGGGCCAUACGGGUGGGACAAUUGAGUGGACGGGUAAAUGGCGAUUGUAGUAUAUGCUAGGAAUUGAUGCUCCAGGUAAAGUGGAAGCCUAAUUUAGAUAAGGUGAAACAUACAGGGAAGGUAUGGGAAUGAGCAAGGAGACUUUGAACGGUGUGCGGAAUAAAUGCAUCCUAGCCUCAGAUAGGAAAGAAAAGCAAGUGAUGGCGAACAACCAAUGGGAAGAAGGCAACUGGUCCGAAGGUCAUUCCGCAGUGUGUGCGACAGAACUCUAUCCAACAUAAUGGACAGAAGAACACGAGACUCAAGCAGCGGCACGCGGGGCGCCACAACGUAAGCUGGGUAAGACUUUUAUGCGAAAAAUUGGUUUGGGCAGAAGAGAAGAUCCGCAAAUAAUGAGACAGUCGAAAGCUACCUCUGCUUAUGAAAGUUGAUAAAGGGUAAGCCUCAUUGUCAUCGUUACUGGUGCCAAUCCGCCCAAGAUAGUACCUCUACAAUGAAUGAGGCAGUCAAAAGCUACCUCUUCUUAUGAAAGUUGAUGUAGGGAAAGCCUCAUUGUCAUCGUUACCGGUGCCAAUCCGCCCAGGAUAAUACCUCCACAAUGAAUCUGGUACAGGUAAUACAGCGUAAAUUUAGAAGCAUAAUGAGAACGUAAUCAUAGCUACUGAAAUCAAGCCAGUAGGUGCAAUUGUGGAUUCUGUGGGCACGGCAGCCAACUACCUCCUCUAAUGAAAGUUGACAUAAGGUAAGCCUCAUUGUCAUCGUUACCGGUGCAAAUCUGCCCAGGAUAGCACCUCUAAAAUGAAUCUGAUACAGGUAAUACAGCCUGCGCGUGAAUUAAGAAGCAUAAUGAGAACGCAAUCACAGCUACUGAAAUCGAGCCAGUAGGUACCAUUGGAGAGUCUGUGGGCACGGCUACCAACUAUCAUCUUACCCAGAGGACAUUAAUCAGAAGAAUGAAUCGAAGAAGAAUACGACCACGAUCACAAGGAAAGAUGCUGAUGAAGAAAAGCGCUGCUUCAAUUUGUCUGUUUACGACAAAAACAGAUUGACUGGUGUGUCUUUCUCGUGGUAGGUGACCCUAGACUAGGGCGCUUUUCCGAGACUGUUAUUAGGAUCGCCAGUGCUACGCGUUUGCAACCUCCGAUCGUUGCCCACCUAUGAUGUGAAACUGCCCUAGCGAACAUCCAUUUUUCUCCUUUUCCUUUAAAGCGUCUUCGAUUAGUGUCUUAAAUUGGUAAUCGCAGGGCAGUUGGGGCUAUCACGGCAGGUGUGGGGUAUAAAACCAUGAGUCAGCUGUGUGUGCAUAUGCUGAUGGGAAUAUGUCUUGUGCUUGUGUGCCGGUGUACAGAUGGACAACUGCAAACCACUGGCACGAGGCGCAUCCUUCAAUUCAACAGUUAUCCUCUCCUGUGUCAUAAAAAUAGCUGUGUCCGAACUCUAUCCCAAAGAGUCUAAACACACAGAAGGGUGACAUGUUAUGUGGGCGCGCUGGCGAGCGCAGGAGCAGACUGAGAUGGUGAAUGGUCAGUCCCACGAAAAAUAACAUUUCUGUUCACUAGUAGUCGGCAUAGAGCCCAUUAGGCGUGUCUUCAUGGGUUAACCUUAAAUCCAUGAAGCUAAUCUUAAAAUCCUAACCGUACCUUGAACCCCGGAACUCGACUUUGUGACCUUGACACUUGUCCCUACCUUAGUCCAUUAACUUGACCUUAGACCACCAACCCUGAUAAUAACUUUAUAACGCUAACCCUAAUCCUUUUUGUGAAAACCAAGCCCAAAAUGUAACCUGAGAAGCCAUAUCACUUAUUCUAAAAUAGUAACCCUGAUUUUAGUUAUAGAGCCGGUGUACAACUGGACAACUGCAAACCGCAGUAUUCUGAAAAUCCACCGGCACGAGAGAGAUAUUAAACCUCAACAGCAACCAUCCUAUGUCUCAGAGACGUAGCUGUGUCCACACUCUAUUCCAAGGAGUCGAAACACACUGCAGCAGGCCAGUAGAUAAAAGAUCCAAACGAAUGUAUCUUGAGAAUAAAGGCGAAAUUUCGAGUUUCAGGUGUAUGCAUAAGUGAAGAAGAAGAUUCCAGCACCGGAACACUUUGCUUCUUCAGAACCUCUUUGCAGCCCAAGGUUAUUCCAGACAUUUUAUCGAGAAAAGCAGACGUCGGGCGCACAGACCACGGCCAAAUGAUCAGCAAUCCGAAGUCUGGAGGACCAUUCCCUACGUUUAAUGAGUCUCAAUUGUUACAACCCGUCACAAUAGGUAUUGCCAAUCGAGCCCAGGAAACACUAUGACGCCGUCUGAUGCAACCUAAGGACACACUACCAUCCGCCGAAAUCUCAGGAGUUGUCUGCAAAAUAAAUUGCAAUGAGGGAGACUGCAGUUAUGUUGGGGAAACCAGGCGGAAAUUGUAGACCCGCCUACAAGAAUACAAAUCGGCGACUUGGAGGCUAGAUCCAAACUCUCAGCUAGCAGCGCAGGCUGGAGAAACUGGGCAUACUUUCAAUCUCCAGAAACCUACCAUCUUAGGCAGGGGCAAUGUAAAAGCAGAAAGGUUAAUUCUCGAGACUUGGUACUCCGAUGCCAACUUUAUCAAUAGGCAUCUGGACCUUCCUGAAGCUUACAAAGUCAUAUGUAAUCACAAUCGUAAAGCUCAGGACCAUACGGAGACAGCCUGACGGUGAGUUUACUCGGUCAGGAAGAACAAGAACCGCCGGACCGACCACCCAACACUGGUUCAAUCACCUCCCCCCGACGGAGUGGUGACUCACAAAGCACUCAGGCAAAACGCUCAUCAACCAUCCCCCGAGAGGCCGAGGCAGCGAGAGGAGAGAAAAAUCGAUCAGCAUGAGGCCGAUCUACGUGGAAUGCCACUUGGAAUUACUGGUCGACUAAGUGAAUUUUACGCAUUGACAAUGGGGAUCCGACCAAGCUCUUCAAGAAGUCAGCAUCUAAAUAAACCCGUUCCGGUGAGUCUGUCUUUUUUUUCAAAUAUUACAUGGCCUUGAGAGUCUUGAGCGUCCUGACGCCUUUUGGUUCUGACCUUUGUUUUUUUGAACCGAUCUCAAAAGGUUCAAAAGUUGCUGGACAAAAACCUGAUUGAUACUAAAACCGCACUAUUCCUAAAACCGAGGGGCACACAUAUCCCCAGAAUCUAUGAUAAACCAAAAAAGCAUAAAAAGAACACACCUUUACGGCCAAUUCUCUCUAUGUCUAAUUCACCUACACACAGACUAGCAAAAUGGCUUGUAAAGGAGAUAGAACCAAUUCGACAAUGGUUUUCCACCUAUACGAUAAAAGACUGUCUUCACUUCAUUGAAGAAAUUAAGGACCAGAACAUCGCCGACAAGUGUAUGAUCUUUUUAGAGGUUGAAUCCUUAUUUACAAAGGUACCAUUGGAUGAAGCAAUAGAUGUUAUAUGCGCCCAUGAGUCCGAAAGUCGACUGUCCCCCGAUAUACUACGCGAUCUGUUGGCACUUUGCACCAAAGAUGUUCAACUUCUGUUUAAUGGGGAACUUUACAGACAAAUUGACGGAGUCGCAAUGGGUAGUCCUCUCGGGCCAACCCUCGUCGACAUUUUUAUGGGUUACCUAUAAGAAAAGUUGUCAUCAAAAUUAAAAAUGACAACAUUAUACAGGCUAUACGUGGAUAAUACAUUCACGAUUGUUGACAACAAGGAAGACGCCGCCGACCUUAUUUGUCUGAGGAAUAAUUUGCAUCCGAAAAUCAAAGUUCCAAUAGAAAUGGAGAAGUUUAACACGUUACCCUUCCUGGACGCCCUCAUGUUUAGAUAGGAUGAUGGUUUGAUAAGACGCUCCGUCUUCCCUAAGAUUACGUGGAAAGGGCAAUGCUUACAUUUUAAAAGCUUUGCGUCAAUACAAUGAAAACGAAAUCUAAUACAUACUUUUUUUCAAAGAGCGACAAAUAUUUGCUCCAGGGAGACCAUAGAUACGGAACCUGCCCGCAUCAAAGUAGCCUUAUUUAAUCGUGGCUAUCCUGCACGCUUAAUUCAGAAGCACAGCAACCAUUUACGGCCAAAGUUGACGGAACAUUCUGUUCCAAAGAAGCCCGUUAUAAUAUGUCUACAUUUUAAGGUUGACAACGUCUCAAACGCAAUGGAGCGACGCUUGCGUUGCACCAUAGAAAGAACGUACAACGCAGCAGAAUUUAUCUUCAUCAGUGCCACAAAAAGUCUUCCAAUUAACCGGGCAAAGGAUGCCUUGCCAAUGCACGCCACCCCAAAUUUCGUGUAUGAAUUCGCAUGCACUUGCGGAUGCAGUGCAUUGGGCGAACGCAAAGGCAACUGGCAACCAGGACCGCUGAGCAUUUGCCUAAUUGGCUUUCAAACAGGAAAAACCCCCAGUUCGUCUAUAAAGAAACAUCUGUUAGAUAGCGGUCUUGUUAUAGGUCCUAAAACAUCUUUCCGAGUACUUGUCCGAGCGCAUAAACUCGAACAUUGCGUCAAUUGGAAGCAGCUUACAUACGGAGGGAGAAACCAGACCUGUGCAAGCAGUUAGACCACGUGAUCAAUCUUCAAUUGCCCUGGUAACCUUCAUGCCUCAAGUUACUCGUGACUGUGAUUCGUUGUUAACAUCCCGUUUCCCUCUUUCCUGUAUGAUGCUUAUGGGAACGUCUUUCAUCUGAUUAUUCAUUGCCUUGCUCUUAUGCACUGUCAUUCUAUACAAAUUCAUAUUGCUGUGCACUUCCAUUCGUUACCUAUGUUAUGCAGAAACGGGCUCCAGUUGAUAAGCCGUCAUGAAAUUUAUUGGCCUCAAUAACUUCUGCUGUACAUGCCUGUUUUCAACUGAAAAUAGAGCAAAAGUUUUGCUGUGCUAGGUUCGAAUGACGAAUAGCUGCCUGAUCUUGGUCUUCCCUGCCAUCUGUUGUCCUCAGAUCAUCAGAGAGAACUUCAUUCACAGAAACGGUCGGUGACUCGACUCACAGUGGUAAGGCCAAAACGUAAUGUCAUUCACUCUUGAACUGGUUUAACUCUAACCGUAAACUUCGACACGAAACCCCUCCGCAACCUCAAUCCUAGGUCUAAACCUAUACCGAAGAUAAAGGUUUUAAACAGUGAAUUAUCUUGCUUUUGGAAAGGCUCAUUACGCAAAUGAAAAUGAAAACAGACAGAAAUAGUUCCUUGGCAUCUGUUGUAAAGGGGAUCUGGGACCCAAAUAGUCUGACGCCUGCUCUGCUGCAAGUCGCAGUCAUUCGCUUCACCUCCCAAGGUUACAUCGGGCAUUAACUUUGUGUGAUAUCACCGUGGGACCAAGUAAACAUAAACAUCCAUUAAAAUAAUUAUUUUUCUUCGAUUUGGAAUGGGGUUAUCUCAAGGACGAUGAAUAAGGUAUCCAGGAGCUCAUUUACGAAGCACCUAGUGGACACGGGCCACACGCUGAACCCAAUGACUGCAUUUAAGGUCCUAUUUCGGGCGAAGACUGUGCGUCUCCUGCGCUUUGCCGAGGCCGCUGCAAUGCGGAGGGGAAAACCGGAACUUUGAAAGCAGCUGGAUCAUGUGAUCACCCUCGCAUUGCCAUGGUAAGGAUCGACAAUGACAUAACCCCAUUCCCACACCCGUCCUCCGAUUCCCCUCCCCCCCGCAUGAUGGAAUUUUAUUCACGCCUGACAGGUUUUCACCGUAAAGAAAACUCGCAUGUUUAGAAAACUUCUCUCCCCCUCUGUCCCCCUUGCCAUGCGCACCCAUGACCAACAGUCUAUGUUUUAUUUACCUAUCAUGUUUCAUUCCACAAGGUCUAUCUCUGAUUGAUCAGCUCACCUUAUCUUAUAAAUACGCACUGACCGUGUGAAGUUGAAUAAGGGGUCACGAAAUUUGAUGACGUCAAUAAAUUAUGCACGUUUCGUCGCCUUUGUCUUUUCAAAAAUACUUUCGUCCUCAAAAAUCAGGAAUGUCAUAAGUAACCUUUUCGAAACAGUCUGUUCAGUACUUCAUCAGUGGUCAAUAAACUUCUUGGUGCAAAUAAAGCUUUAAAGUAUCCACAUAUAGCAUUUGCCUAGCCUUACUGCAGUUCAGUAAAUUUGGUUGUAAUAGAUAGAGCAUUUGAAGACACAACGUGCUCCUGAAGUGCCUUUUGAAAAUAACGUUAAAUGUCUCAACUAUUUGCGGUGCUAACACUAAACAUGGACUCGGAUGAUCUAAUUAGUCACAAAAAUAAGGUUCACUCGCGGAAUUCCAUUCCCUGCUGCAGGCUAUUCAGUGGACAUCUCCUUCGUCGCAGUCAGCAGAUCAGAGCACUGCUAGAAGGGAUGGGAGCGAUCCGCGGUUCACAUAUAUCUCUCGUGAUGUGCCCCCUUUAGGUUUUCGUGGGAGUAUCAUAGUCCAUGUUCUGCUGCUGCUGCUGCUGCUGCUGCUGAUGAUGAUGAUGAUGAUGAUGAUGAUGAUGAUGAUGAUGAUGAUGAUGAUGAUGAUGAUGAUGAUGAUGAUGAUGAUGAUGAUGAUGAUGAUGAUGAUGAUGAUGAUGAUGAUGAUGAUGAUGAUGAUGAUGAUGAUGAUGAGGAUGAUGAGGUCCAGCCGCCUGAAUACAGAGCAAAACGUGGAGACCAACCUUUGAGCUUUCUGUUUUUCGCGUCGGCUUUCUCAUGA
Molecule: messenger RNA, 8099 nt
Organism: Spirometra erinaceieuropaei
Lineage: Eukaryota; Metazoa; Platyhelminthes; Cestoda; Diphyllobothriidea; Diphyllobothriidae
Source: the annotation of a GenBank genome assembly